AUACCGAAUGUUUAUGUUAAUUACACAAAUAUUGAUUAUACGAAACCUUGCCGCUUGCCAAAUUUGUUUACAAUCAUCAUUUGAUGUGAUUGACUGCAAUCACGGUCAAUAUACUCACUGUAAUGAGUUGAAAAUUUAAGGUUUUUGACUCCAAAACCUUACACGUGAUGUAAAUUCGCCGAUUUGUGAAUUUAUCAAUGCGCAAAUUGGCAAUAUUAUGUGUUACAGCGAUAAAUGCGUGCUAUCUAGAAUUAAUUACGAGCAGACCAACGCACAAUCGAGGAUAAUAUAAACAACAAACAUUCUAUUGCACACUGGGGCCGGCAGGGGAAGCUAUAAAUGAGUUUCUUUCGUUAGGAGUCAACAUUUGAUGUUUACGAGUAAAGAGUGAAGAAAUACUUAAGUGAUUUUAGUUAGAUAUAAAUAGUGCAAGACUGAUAAUUGUGUAAAUGUGUUUGUGAAACUGUUAUUGCAUCCAACGAUCCAACUAUUUAUAAACAAUGCAGUUUAUUAAUAGUGUUUAGUGUUUUGAUUGAUUAAACAAUCACAAAACGGAUAAAAAAUAGUUUAUUUUAUUAAUAUUAACUAGAAUAAUGGCGUUAGGACCAAAUUCAGUUAGAUCUUUGCUGUAUGGAAUAAAUUUUAUAUUUGUUUUAACAGGAAUUGUUUUAUGUGCUCAUGGAAUGGAAAACCUGUUCUUUUAUCGAAACUAUGCGAAUUUAGUUCAGGAACAAUACGUGUACAUUUCAUACUUUCAAAUUAUCGUUGGAUUGUUAAUUUGUGCGAUAGCAAUCGUUGGAUGGUAUGGUGCUAUCGCUGAAAGUUCAGUUGUUACUUUAAUGUUUUCUACGAGUUUACUCUUAAUAUUUUUCCUAGAGUUAUCAGUAGGCAUUGGCAGUUACUUCCUGAAUAUAACAACGCGUAAUUCUCUGAAUGCAUCACUGCGUCUGCCCAAUGGCACCAGUGAUUACACAAUGUUGUACAGAUGGGAGCGAUUGCAAACCGACUUUUCAUGCUGCGGUAUCGAAACCCCGUUGGAUUGGUUUACGCAAAAUGAAGAAGAUGUCUUACCAGUGCUCCCGGAUUCGUGUUGCUAUCAAAGUGAAUCGAGUUGGAAGAUCAGCGAUUGUUUUCCGAGAAAUUCUUACAGAACCGGAUGUUUUGUGCCCUUGGAAGCUGAAAUUCAAGAUAACUGUUUAAUGGUUAGUUUAAUAUGCUUUACAGUUGCAACAUUUCAGCUUUUAGGCAUCAUUUUAACUUGUUACUUAAGUGGAGAGUUCCGGAAAGAAUAUCAAAGCUUUUAAAACGGCUUAAUAUUAAUAAUUAGAUAUUUAUUUAUAAAAUUUAUUAAAGUAGGGACUCCGAUUCGACAAGAAAGAUGAAAAAAGAAAAGAAUCUAGAAAGCUGCGAAGAAAAUACUGGAAGACUCAAGCAUGUCUAAGCGGAGUAGAGGUCAGAAGCUUGCCUUGCUUCCCCCACUACUUUUUGCGGGUAGUCCGCAAGCGAGCGCGCAGUGCUUUCAAAAUUCCCUUUUCUCUUCGGAUCACCCUCAUGGGUCCACGCUCUCUGGUGUCGUUAAUUCCUCCAAAUCGGUCGACCCGAUCUCAAAUUUACAUAGCAAUUAAAUAAAAUGUAGCUUUAAAUCAA
Molecule: messenger RNA, 1647 nt
Organism: Dalotia coriaria
Lineage: Eukaryota; Metazoa; Arthropoda; Insecta; Coleoptera; Staphylinidae
Product: tetraspanin-6-like
Exons: 5
Coding region: 594-1304 (236 amino acids)
Cellular component (GO): plasma membrane
Source: RefSeq, a predicted model, not a curated record